CAUGCCGGCAUUGUUUUGAAUGAAAGUUGUCCUCCGACGAAAUCUGAUUCAAAACGUGCGUCUAAAUAAUUUUUGACUGUUCAAUCAUGACUUCGUCUUUAAGAACUAUCAUUAGGUGUCAUCCGUUUUCUCAUUUCAAAACUGUAGCAAUCCAGAGGACUCAACUUCGAUUUGCAUCAACGGCUAGUGGCGGGCGCUCUUUUCUCUCAAAAGCUGCAAUAUUUGUGGGUACUUUAGGUGUUGGCGGGGGGUUAUAUGGUUAUUUAUCUAGUUCUAAUAAAAAACAUCCUGAGACUGUAUCCUUCACUGAAAAGAAGGAUUAUUCUUUCAACCCAAAUGCUCCUGAUAUAAAGCCUUCUAGAGAGGUGCCUGGUCCAGCUGUUGACUUGGGCUUGGAGUUGACCCUGUAUCAAUAUCAGACCUGCCCAUUUUGUUGCAAAGUGCGUGCUUUUUUAGAUUUUUACGGUAUACCUUAUAAAGUAGUUGAAGUUAAUCCAGUCAUGCGGCAGCAGCUCAAGUUUUCUAAGUAUAAGAAGGUUCCUAUUCUUAUUGCUCAAGAAAAAGGUUCUUCUGUUAAGCAUCAACUCAAUGAUUCAACUGUCAUAAUAAGCAUAUUAGGGACAUUUUUGUUCGACAUAAAUAGUGGACUAGAAAAAGUUCUUCAAUAUUACGCACCAUUUGCUUAUAAGAAUGAAGAUGGUAAAGAAGUUGAAGAAGUUAUGAAUAAGUACUUCUUAAUGUAUGGUGACAAAUUACCAAAAGGAAGAUCAGAUGAAUUUGUAAAAACUGAAAGGAAGUGGCGAGAAUGGGCAGAUAAAGAAUUAGUGCACAUCCUUUCUCCGAACAUUUAUCGCACAUUUGAUGAGUCUCUUCAGUCUUUCAACUACUUUUCUGACGUCGGAGAAUGGGAAAAGAAUUUUUCAAGCCUUGAGAGGUUGUUUGUGAUAUAUGUUGGAGCAGCUGCUAUGUAUUUUAUCGGGAAGAGGUUGAAAAAAAGGCAUGCAUUGAAAGAUGAUGUUAGACAAUCACUAUAUGAUGGCUGUAAGCUAUGGAUGAAAGAGAUUGGUCCAAAAAGGAGAUUCCAUGGUGGCAAUACACCAAAUUUAGCUGAUUUGGCUGUAUAUGGCUUACUGAAUUCAAUAGAAGGGUGCCAAGCUUUUAAAGAUCUUCUCUUAAAUACUAAUAUUGGCAAAUGGUAUUAUGGAGUACAAGAAAUAGUUAAAAACCAUGAAGGUUAUAAACUAAUUUGCUAGUAAAUGGAAAUCAUUGUUAAUUGUGAUAGGUAGAUAAUUUAAUUGUAUCAAUUAUAAAAUAUUUAUAAUCAUUUUGUUUCAUUAUUCCAUAAUAUUGUUUCUCCUUCACCAUCACUUCAUAUAUUUGUUUCUAUUUCACCCUUAUUCUAAACAUUUAUUUAAAAAGCAUGAAUUUCUUUGAGAAAUUUCCCUUUUAUUUUCUAAAAUUGAUUUAUGUUUCAAAGAUUUUAAUACGUAAAAAAAAAUCUACCUUUAACAUUUUGUGAAAAAUGUAAAAAGUUAGUUAUUUUAUAUAUUAAUAAAUUUAACUUCAUUUGUUAAAUGAAUGUUUCCUUACUUACUGGGAAGAAAAUUAAUAUUGUAAUAAAAAUAAUUUUAAAGAUUAUUUUUAAUAAAGGAUUUCAUUGACAAAAAAUAUUAAACUCCUCUGUAGUUUCUAAAGUCGUUUCUUGAG
This is a messenger RNA of Uloborus diversus, 1707 nucleotides long. RefSeq names its product prostaglandin E synthase 2-like (gene Su(P)). NCBI's taxonomy places the organism in Eukaryota, Metazoa, Arthropoda, Arachnida, Araneae, Uloboridae. The record is from RefSeq and is a predicted model, not a curated record. Gene Ontology annotation, cellular component: mitochondrion. Bases 87 to 1253 code for a protein of 388 amino acids. Gene Ontology annotation, molecular function: prostaglandin-E synthase activity. The transcript has 6 exons.